AAGCCUUCCUCGUGGUUUCUCGUGUCCCAGUCAGUCGUCACUGGCCGCUACUACUCCGUACGCAGAAGCCUUUUGUUUGCACCCCAAAUCAAACCAAUCUCCCAUUUGAAUACCCACCUUCCAUUUCCAUCUUCAUAUUUUGCUUCAAUAUAACCUUGCUCCCACUUGUCUCUCCAUUCUCCAGAUCUUUCCCUGUCCAACACAACCAUCUCUCGCUUCACCACAGUCUCUCGUUCUCUCGCCCUUUCCCUUCCUUUCCCUCUUUGACUUGUCAUCGCAACCGACCGCUAGCGUCUUGCCUUCAACAUGAAAUCCGUCGCUGCUGUUGCCAUUUUGGCAGGUCUCGCCGCCGCAUAUCCUGGGGAGCUAAUUCGCAAACGCGCCUUGGAACCGAGAGAAGGUUGCCCUCGAGACCUUACCCCCGGCCAAUUUGAGUUCCCUCACUACAUCACCCAGAUUUCCAAGUCGGAACCAGACAAGAAGUUCGGCCCUCAACUCAACGGGGUCUUCACGCCAAACGACAUCGCAUCUAUCUUCAGUUUUGACGUGCCUGUGGAACGUUCAGAUGCCAAUUGUACACUCGAAUUCAUCUUCCCGGCCAAAGCUCAGCUCCAAACCUCCAACUUUGAAUAUGAGGGUGGUGGCUCCUUCUUCUUCUCAGGAUACAACCCUGGUUCUUGCCCCAAUGCCAACACCACAUGGAACAACCAGCCUGCGCCAGGCCCAUUUCCUGAUUUCCCUCCAAUCCACAUGGAGCCCGGCAAUGCAUACACGAUUGACGUCGGUCCUUGCUUUGUCGGCGCCGGCUCAUGCGUAGCCGGCAAGACGUGGUCCAACGACACCAACUUCUGGUACUUCCAAGACUCGGGUGAAUGCCCGAUUGGCAUCUACACUGCCUACACUUACGGCGAGCCUGCUCGGGCAGCACCUUCUUAGAGAAAUCGACGCAAGCUAUCCUCAUCCGCGUUCCUCGACUCAGUCAGCCGAUUCGUCCGGCUCGCUCCGGCUCCCUCAACCUUGCCCUCGGUGCAUUCCCAGGAACUCUGAUGACAUGAAGCUUUCCAAGCGUGCAGUCUGCCGUCGCUUUUUAGGUAUUUCUCCUGCGCGAUUGUAUUCUAGUGACGAUUUCGGAGACUUUGGUAAGGGGGACAUUACAUCAUACUUUUUACGCAUACAACUAGUCUAAUGAAAAUGAAAGUAUCUCGUAUCAUCAUGUGCGGGCCUGAAUGUAUUCGAACUUGUCACUGUGAUGUAACUGGGCCAGGGUUUGACUUGCUAGCUGCUUGGAGUAGUACUCGUCCAGGCAGUUCUUAGAGUAAUGGCUGCCUACAUGUACAUGUGCAUGUACCUUUCAAGGAAGGUGGGAAGUCGACUGCGACUACCUCACAGUUGGUAGACUUCUUGGCGUGUCGUGCUCGUGUCGCGUUCUAGAGCGUGGGGAAGGAGUGCGGUGAUCUCCCAUAUACACAUAUGCGUCCUGGAGUGGGUGCAUUGCAUGUCUCUAACACAACGGGUACUUGUGUAUACUACCUGUA
Messenger RNA from Exophiala mesophila, 1535 nucleotides. RefSeq lists its product as uncharacterized. The record is from RefSeq and is a predicted model, not a curated record. Lineage: Eukaryota; Fungi; Ascomycota; Eurotiomycetes; Chaetothyriales; Herpotrichiellaceae. The coding region runs from base 307 to 936 and encodes 209 amino acids. The transcript is spliced from 3 exons.